AUGCCGAUUUUGUCGAUCGAGUCGUCUAUCGACCUCCCCAUUGUCAAAGGGCCCGUACGAGUCUUCUUCAAGCUCGACCUCGAUGCUCUUCACCAUUUCGACCCCACCUUGACCCCAUUCGAUCCCUCCCAGAGCAUUACCAGCGUGCUGCGGAAGGCUCGCGCAGCGCGGGACGUGGCCAAAAGCGAAGUUAGCGAGGCGGUGUUCGGGACUCAGGUAGCACCACUUCCAGGGAACGUUUCCCUCUCCAAACCUCUACAGACUGCUGGAAAGCCUGGAACGCCAGAGGAGUUUCACCGCCCCUGUUGUCAGUACAAGAGCGUCGCUCUAGUCUUUGAUAUCGAGGUCGAGAAGGGUGAUAAGCCGACGUCCGUGAUGGAGAUCAAGGCAGAUAGCAACGAGCUGGUUGACGGGAAGUUGAUGUUUCGGCUGGAAAGGUUGGAAGGGAGAGAAAGGGACCUAGUCCAUAUGUUUGCUCGCCAACUGUACGGCGAAGAUCCGUGA
This is a messenger RNA of Anthostomella pinea, 504 nucleotides long. Lineage: Eukaryota; Fungi; Ascomycota; Sordariomycetes; Xylariales; Xylariaceae. The record is from the annotation of a GenBank genome assembly.